Molecule: messenger RNA, 1896 nt
Organism: Aaosphaeria arxii CBS 175.79
Lineage: Eukaryota; Fungi; Ascomycota; Dothideomycetes; Pleosporales
Product: carboxy-terminal kinesin 2
Exons: 3
Coding region: 1-1896 (631 amino acids)
Biological process (GO): microtubule-based movement
Molecular function (GO): ATP binding; microtubule motor activity; microtubule binding
Source: RefSeq, a predicted model, not a curated record
AUGGAGCGAGAACUCGAUGCCUUUAAGCAGAGCAUGGAACGCGACACUUCGGACGCGACGAACCUGAAAGAAGAGAUCAAGACUCUGCAGAGUAGAGUGGCUGAAUUGGAGGCGAUACGUUCCCAGAUCACGGCGAUAAACGACGAACUCAAGUCAGAUUUGAGGGAUGCAAAGAGCUAUAUGGCAACUGCGAACAUGGAACUAGAGACGACCCGGCGGAACCACACCUUCGAGGUCGACGACAUGCGCAGGAAGUACCGCAAUGAUAUGGAGGAUCUCCAAGAGAAGUACCGCAAAGAGGCUGACAAGUUGAGGAGGCAGUCUGAAGAAGCGGCUGACAAGCAGCGCAAAGAGUUUGAGGCUCAGAUCGACAAGUUGCUCAAGAUGCAUGCCGAUGAACUGGAAACGGUCCAGAAGAAGCUAAAGUCGCAGGUCGAGGAGGAACAGGGCAGGAGGUCACGGGAGGCUCAAGCAAUCGAGUCUGAAUUCAAGCUCAAGCUGCAGAAUGCAGGUCUCGAAGCAGACACCAAGGAGCGCGAGAACCAGCUCGUCAAGGGAGAAUUGACCAACACAAAAGCCGAGCUCGACCGAGAGAGGGGUGUUAAAACCAGCCUUCAACACCAGCUUUCCGAGGCAGCAGCACUCAACUUGACACUGGAUGCGUCCAACAAGGCCAUGAAGGCGAAGAUCGACUUCUUGGAAUCGGAUAGCCAAGCUCAGUCAGAAGCAUUCAACGAUCUACACCGACGGAUGGAGGAGGCCAUCGAGGCGGCAGAGGCAGCCAACGAGAAGCUCCGCCAGGAGGAGGCUCUACGCCGCAGGCUCCACAACCAGGUCCAAGAGCUCAAAGGAAACAUCCGAGUCAUGUGUCGUGUUCGUCCAACGAACCCAGACACGGAGAACAACCCGGCCACGAUAUUGUACCCAGACUCCAAUACCGACAGCAAGGAAGUCACCAUCAUGGGACAGGAUAAGAAGUCAGCCAUGGGCACUGUCACCACAGCCAACUAUGCGUACUCGUUCGACCGUGUGUUCGGUCCCAAGUCCCAGAACAACGAGGUCUUUGAAGAAAUCAGCCAGCUUGUGCAGAGCGCACUUGACGGCUACAACGUCUGCAUCUUCUGUUAUGGCCAGACCGGAUCCGGAAAGACCUUUACCAUGUCCUCUGAGGAUGGUAUGAUUCCCCGGGCUACAAGACAGAUUUACGCCGAGGCUGAGCGACUCGAAGAGAAAGGUUGGCGAUACCAGAUCGAGGGCAAUUUCGUCGAAGUAUACAACGAGACCUACAACGAUCUGCUCGGUCGCUCCGAAGAUCUCGACAAGAAGAAGCUUGAGAUUCGACAUGACUCCGCAAAGAAGUCGACCACCAUCGAAAACGCCGUCAGCGUCUUGCUCGACAGCCCGGACCGUGUGUCGGAGAUUAUGAGGACGGCAGACAAGAACCGCUCUGUCGCUGCCACCAGGGCCAACUCGCGUUCUUCCCGCUCUCACUCUGUCUUCAUCCUCAAGCUCGUGGGUGUUAAUAGUGUCACUGGCGAGAGGUCGGAGGGUACACUCAACCUGGUCGAUUUGGCUGGUUCUGAGCGUCUCGAGCAUUCCAAGGUCGAGGGUGCCCGUCUGAAGGAGACGCAGAACAUCAACAAGAGUCUCAGCUGCCUGGGCGACGUCAUCAACGCUCUCGGAAGCUCGAAAGAGGGAGGUCACGUCCCGUACCGCAACUCCAAGUUGACAUACCUUCUCCAAUACUCCUUGGGCGGCAACUCCAAGACGCUCAUGUUUGUCAUGGUCAGCCCUCUCCAGGCCCAUCUCCAGGAGUCCCUUACCAGUCUCAAGUUCGCCACCAAGGUGUACAACACGCACAUCGGCACCGCGAAGAAGCAGACCAAGACCGGCUGA